Suillus paluster is the source of this 1173-nucleotide messenger RNA. RefSeq lists its product as uncharacterized. The record is from RefSeq and is a predicted model, not a curated record. NCBI's taxonomy places the organism in Eukaryota, Fungi, Basidiomycota, Agaricomycetes, Boletales, Suillaceae. Bases 238 to 879 code for a protein of 213 amino acids. The transcript has a single exon.
GUUCAGGUACCGAACAGAUACGUAUGGUGGCAGUCACUUCCUGCAGAUGCUGUUCGACCAUGUUUAUGAUCCCAGCCUUCUUUUUACCCGUCAGUUUACUCUUCGUUAUGAAUCUAUCCUUUGCUCGUAGGAGUUUGUAGGGUCCGCGACCCGUGAAUCAUUUGUAUAGUAGUAUCCGAUUCUAUGGUAGUUUUGAUUAUCCGUGGCCCGAUUUCAACAGAUUGAAUAUCAUAUAUCAUGUCGACCAAAGGAACUGUCUCUCAUCUUAACCACCGCUUUCAAUGCCUUCUGCAGGUCUCCCUCCGUCGGAGCCUCCCUCUCCAACCCACUCAGUCAUCCACCUCACCAGCCGCCCCAUACUCACUCUCCCCUUUAUUUCGCCGUUCCGCCCACUCCUCAUACAACGAACCACGCAAGGACACCUCGGCCCAGAACACGAACACAAUGGGCAAUGUCUUCUGCGAGGGCUUUAUCUGCAGUGUACGCAACCACGCGAGAGCAAGCGAAAUUUCUGGCGUGCACGCGGAGAGCGAGAAGCUGGAUGUAGGCUGCGAAGGUCAGAUCGGUGGGGCACGAUGGAUGGAUAGGGAUAGUAUAGCUUCUUUUCGGGAGGAAUGGGGCAUCCACAGUAAUUUAUUUUGGUUGUCUAUCACGGUCCUUGCGUGCGGAGAACGACAUUGUGAUGCUUUUGGGCUAGUUCCACGAGCGGGUAAAGAGGGGGCAGCCCCGGCAUCCUUUGAAGUGCACGACGGAGGCGGGCGCCUUACUUGUAGGAGCUACUUUCCAAUUUCCACACAUCACAUCGCGGAAAAUGCCCCGAGCUACAUCACCUGCACGGCGACCCACUCCAGAUCAACAGAUGGUGGAUGCACAGACUGAAGCAUUUCCAUGCUUGAGUCGAUAGGGGCUGCUGGAGUCUACUGUAGGCGCGCGAAACAGGUGCGCGGAUGUUCCCCGCACGGACUCAUUAUCAAUUUUGGCCGCGAAGACAGUAGCUUUGAGGAGUAUGUGCAAUGUGGCUUCGUUUGGAAGUACGGAAUAGAGCUGUUCAAGGUUGUCCCACAUUGGGUCUGACUAGGGGAGACUACAUACAACACGCUAUCAAAAGGUGAGACCUUUGCAAUGGUCCUUGCACACUGCUGGCCAAGGAUGAUAGUGUCAGAUAUGCUGGUG